GUCUGGUUGCAUUGAGAGAGAAACUACUCUAGCAACACUGUACCGUCCACAUUUCUGUUCACAUGGGGAUUACUGGAAGAUUUUUACGGAGCCUGUUUGUGUACAAGUGGUUCAAAUGUCAGCUUCGGACGUACCAAAAAGGCUACAGGCUUGAGUUGUCACACGGAAACAGGCAGCGCCCAAGCAUGCAGUACCGAGAUGCCUAUGCGUUCUUUGUUUUUCUUGUCUUCAUCAUGAUCAUCUUCAACUAUAAGGACUAUACGGAACGUCUCAAAACCACAUCCAAGCCUUUCACACCAGCUAAGAGAUCCCCCCUUCUCUCAAACAUUACGCUGAUUCAGAAGCUCAACAGAUCUCUGACACUGGAGCAGAGCGAUAGGGUCGCUCAGUGCAUCACUUCCGCUCAGAACACCAGAACUACAACCCCCGACCAUGUUAUGGACUCAGAAGCCUUUUUGAACGCUCACUCCUACCUCAAUUCAAAUAGUCUCAUCAUUGACCUUGGCGGAAAGUCUGCGGAGGAACUGAUAAAGAGAUACAAGCCACGCCUCACCGUGAUCUUAGAACCAGUUCCAUAUUUCUACCAACAGCUUGUCAAAAAAUUCACUGGCAUUCCAAACGUUGUGAUUUUUAAUUUCGGUCUCGCAGCAAGAAAUGAUGUAUACAAAGUCAAAAUGGAGGCGCAUCCAGACAUGUCCACAGACGGUGAUAGAAAUGUUGUCGUGAAAGUCGUCAACGCCAGAGAUUUCUUUGUGGAAAUGGGUGUUGGGUUUUUCGAUGUAGAUUUAUUGAAUAUGGACUGUGGUGGAUGCGAGUAUGACGUUUUGGAUGUCAUAUUAUCAUCCACACUCGUCAAGCACUUUAAAAACAUUGAAUUUCAACCACAUCCGAAAAAAUCUAUCUACGACUCCGUUCGAAGAUACUGUCAAUAUGAAGAAUUACUCAAAGACACCCAUCAGAAUGUCUUCAAUCACAAACUUGUCAAGGAGGGCUGGUCUCGUGCAGACCUUCAAAACUGAAUCAUUUCGGCAGACAUUUGUGUGUGAUCAAAAUGUACUUACAAGAUUCCGUUUAUAGACAUGUACAUUGUAUAUUAUUUUUUAACUUUGAAAUCUGAUUUUAGACCAUCCUUUAAAAACUGUUUGUUUACAGUGUCCUUACUCAUAUUUUUUUCAUUGAGUAGGUAGUUAGUUAGUUUUUAUUUACAAGUCUCAUAUUUCUAUAUCAAAACCCUUAGUUUCAGUGGUUUUUCAGCAAGAAAGAUUUUUAUUUUACCAAAAGUUCACCAAAAAAGUUUGAGUAAGUAUGUGAGUUGAUCGGGAAACUGCAAACAAACAAUUAUUUGAGGACGGCCUUAGAAAUAAUUUCUUAAUUUCUAAGCCACCCACAGAUAGAUGUAUACAUUAUAAACUUACUUUUUUUUAAAUCUCUAAGUUGAAGCAUAACUUCGAUUUUUGUUAAGUCUUUUCAAAUACAUUGUAUAAUUGACAUAUUAUACCUUAAUUUAAUGAGGAUUACAAUAAUUCUUUUAAAUAUUCGGUCCAUUUAGAUAUUGAUAUUAUUUAGUUUCUAGAGAUACAAUCAAAGUCUUAUAAAUUCAGCCAAUACUAAUUAACUCAGUCACCCCUGAAGACACAUUUGAACUCUUCCAAUUCAAUUGUUGGGAUAGUUCAUUAUGAAAUUUCAGGGAUAAAUGAGUGAAUUGUAACACAGUUGUCCCAUUAUUCAGUCUGUGUUUAGACGAGCAGAUACAUGUAUAGCUCUUUUCCUGUUGAAAAUUGUCCUACAGUAUUCCAGGUAUUUCACAAUGCAGCCUCUUUCAUUUUGAAGGAAGGUGGCUCCAUUAAAAAAUCUCCAUCAACUGUCUACUGAUGAUUGAUACUGUGUGCCGGGAAAAGUUUGCUGAAGUUUAUUUUUCUGCGUUUUUUGCCCUCCGUAAUAACAGUGAACAUUUGUAGACAACUUAAAUACAUUGUAAUUUAAAUAUGAAGGGCAAAUUUGAUAUUGGGCAAAACAUUAUUUUCCAUCGAAUGGUGAAAAUUUGACUGAGCAGAAAUUUCCCCGUAUACAUAAGUAAUAUAUUCCUGUAUACUACGUAGAUACUGCCUGUACCAGCACUUAAAAAACUUAAUUCCUCAACCACAAUUUUGUGUAGGAGUCAUUAAGUGUUUGCUUAAUUGCGAUAAAUCCUUAUGUCUGUCCUUUCGACAUCUUGGUAAGUCUUCACAUUUAGCUUCAAUUCUCUAAUACUAGAAGUCCAACAAUAAUCAAACGUCAUAUCUGGAUACAUGUUUAGGAGAACUACACCAAUAAAUAAAAUAUAGGUCACUGUGACCUAUAUUUUCUGCUUUAGUGACUUUCAUCAGACUUUGCAUUUAGCUUCAUUUCUUGGUCAGAAUUUGUGUUCAGCUCCAUUUCCAUCAUAAAGGGAGCAUCUGCAAAUUCAUCCUCGAUAUCCAGGGGUUACAUCAUCCUCGGUAUCCAGGGGUUACGUCAUCCUCGGUAUCCAGGGAUUAC
Messenger RNA from Mizuhopecten yessoensis (Yesso scallop), 2517 nucleotides. RefSeq lists its product as uncharacterized. The record is from RefSeq and is a predicted model, not a curated record. The coding region runs from base 63 to 1019 and encodes 318 amino acids. Lineage: Eukaryota; Metazoa; Mollusca; Bivalvia; Pectinida; Pectinidae. The transcript is spliced from 2 exons.